AUGCUAGGAUAUCACAUCCCUGGCUAUAGCGGCUACGGCGUACAAUACUCCCCAUUCUUUGAUAACAGAUUGGCAGUGGUCUCUGGCUCGAAUUUUGGGUUGGUAGGGAACGGGAAGCUUUUUAUUUUAGAUAUCGAUCCACAGGGGAAGAUUCACGAAUCAAACUCUUUCCUGACCCAAGAUUGCCUCUUUGAUGUUGCGUGGAAUGAACUACAUGAGAAUCAAGUACUUGUUGCCCAGGGAGAUGGAUCUCUACGAUUAUUUGAUACAAAACUGGCUCAAUAUCCAAUAGCUAUCUUCAAAGAACAUCAAAAGGAGGUCUUCAGUUGCAACUGGAACCUUUUAAACAAGAAUACAUUUGUCAGUAGUUCCUGGGAUGGUACAGUUAAAAUAUGGUCUCCAACAAGGAAGGACAGUUUAUUGACGCUUACACCACAACCUUUGAAGACAGUGAAUCGAGUAGAUCACAGUAUGAACAUACCGAUGUCCAACCAGAGAAACCAUGCAGACAUCACCAGAAAUAAGAAUUGCAUUUAUCAGGCUCAAUUUUCACCUCAUGACCCCAAUUUAGUGAUGUGUUGCUCUGGGAACUCUUAUAUAACUAUAUUCGAUUUGAGACAACCACCAUCGCCGACAAAUCAAAGAAACUUUUUGGGUCACUCAGGAUUAGAAGCACUGACAUGCGAUUUCAACAAAUAUAGGCCACAUACGAUUGCCACUGGUGGCGUGGACAAUGUUAUUCGUAUCUGGGAUCUGAGGAUGACGAGCAAAAACAACUCUUCUCCAUCCAUUUGCGUUAACGAGGUUGUCGGCGGGCAUGAACUGGCAGUCAGAAAAGUUUGCUGGUCUCCACACCAUUCUAAUAUUUUCCUCUCAACAUCUUACGAUAUGACUUGCUGCGUAUGGCAGGACGUCAGUUAUACUGAUAGACGCAGCACAGGGAAAACAAACAGCAUAGAUCCCAAUCGGGGUUGUCGAUUUAAGUUUACCCAACAUUCAGAGUUUGUUUAUGGUGCGGAUUGGAGUUUGUGGGGCCAACCAGGUUACAUUGCAUCGACAGCAUGGGAUGGUAACGUUUUCAUCUGGAAUGCUUUCCAAAGAUGA
Messenger RNA from Torulaspora delbrueckii, 1104 nucleotides. RefSeq names its product Pex7p (gene PEX7). The coding region runs from base 1 to 1104 and encodes 367 amino acids. Gene Ontology annotation, molecular function: protein binding. The record is from RefSeq and is a predicted model, not a curated record. NCBI's taxonomy places the organism in Eukaryota, Fungi, Ascomycota, Saccharomycetes, Saccharomycetales, Saccharomycetaceae. Gene Ontology annotation, biological process: protein import into peroxisome matrix. Gene Ontology annotation, cellular component: cytosol; peroxisomal matrix. The transcript has a single exon.